UGGAACAAACUGCUUCGACGUUGUUUGUGCUAAUAUAAUACAUUACGAUCGAUUAGUAUAAAUUCAAUAGUUAAGAGUAUAAGACAAUAAUAGAAAAUGACACGUUCGACCAUUCGCGCCUUUAAAUAUUAGCGGAACACUUCUAUUGGUCUUUCAUCGUUAUAUUUGAAUAUCAACAAGUAGUUUAUUUUUUUUUUUUAAAUCUUUAGAUAUAAAAUUAAGUGCAUGGAAUAACAAAUGAGUGAUGUGACGUGAAGAUAUAAAUAACGAAUAAAUAUUCACACAAAAAAAAAUUGUCACGACAGAGAAAAAAAGAAGAGAGAGAGAGAGAGCACAUAUGCAAGUGUUUUGUGAGCGUACGAUAGACAUACAUAGAUAGUAAAUGAUCGUUGUAUUGUAGUUAAUAACGUAUGUUUACCUCAGACCAUGUGUGUUUACAUUUUUUCUUUUUUCACCAACAAUCGAACAAGUGUCGCUUCUGAUCGACACAACGAAAGGAUAAAUCAACUGUGAAACGCGUUUAAUGAAAAGUUGCUUGAUAUUAAACUGUUCGUUUCAUCGAUCAAUUAAAAAUCAUUUCUAUCAUGUGGAAUUCGUUGUGUUGUAUGGGAUUAACUAUAGCGUCGAGAAUGAUCAGCACUUAUACAUUGGCAUUCUCGAUACUUCUAAUAAAUGUUUUUACGAGUCAACUAUUAAUAAAAGUUCCCGAAAGUGAUUUCUUUAAAACUCUCGAAUCCUGGGCUCCCCUUGGCUUGAGUUGGACAUCUAUCUUCAAACAUAUUCAAUUAAAUGAUUCAUGUGAAAUAAUCGUCAUUGCUUGUUCUACUAUAAUCGUAUACAGCUUGUUGUUUUUUUUUUCAAGCGCGUAUCUUGCUUACGGAACUACCGUGAGAGAAUCUAAGUAUGCCGGACCAUGGUUAUAUUUCCAAAUGAUUAACAUAAUAGAUCAGACAAUAUUUCUGAGUAUCCAAUUGUUGGAAGAAGGUUACGAUAUAUUUAAAAAAUUCACGCUAUACGUAAUAUUUUGUUGCAUUUAUCUGAUAAUCAAUAUAUACUUCUGGAUGAUCGUGGAUGGUGCUCGUAAAGAAUGGUCAAUACCAAUUGAAAAUCCAGUCCCACAAACAUCCGAAAAUCUUAUUACCAACCAAGUUCCAGCUAAAUCACCGUCUUACGUAUCGACGAAUCUUAUGGUUAAUCAACAACCGAUGCCUGAACAAUCUAACGAUUUACCAUCUUACGAUUCUUUGAACAACGCGACAUGAAACUAAUACAAUUAUUUAUUAUUAUUCAUUGUUCAUCAACAACGAAUUAUUCAAAUACUUUUGUUACCUCGUAUCGAUAUCAUAUGCCUGGAGAAAAAUAAGGAACAGACUGCGUUUAGUUUUUUUUUUUACAUUAUUAGAAUCAUUUUUUUUACGUUAUUAGAAACGAUUAGGAAAACAAGUUACAUUUUUUCGUUUUUUUUUUUAAUUUCAAAAAGCAAUUCUUUUUUCCGUUGGUUUUAUUUCAAGCACCGGACACGUGCCCCAUAAAAUUUUCACAAAAAUCUCACAAGCAAUUUAAUAUAAUUUAUUUGCAUUAUUUCUCUCGAGUUAAUCAUUUUAUAAUAUAGUUGAGUAAUAUAUAUAUAUAUACUAUUCGUUUACGUAAAAAUAUACAUUUCAAUAUGAAAUAUAUUUGAUCAAUAACCAAGACAUUUUUAUUAGCAAACAACUAACGUAUUACCAUUUUUCUAUUUUCCCUAGCAAUUUACGAUACUUUCUUGUAGAAUUUUUUAAAGUUAAUAACGCGUAAUAAUCAUUGAUGAUAUUUUUCUUUUCGUUCAAUGGAACUAUCGUAUUUCUCUUUCUUUCUUUAUAUAUAUAUUUCGUUUUCUCCUACGCAGAAUAGAUAUCCUUCUUACAAAUAGAAAGGCAAGAAAAAAAAAAA
Messenger RNA from Polistes canadensis, 1929 nucleotides. RefSeq lists its product as uncharacterized. Lineage: Eukaryota; Metazoa; Arthropoda; Insecta; Hymenoptera; Vespidae. Bases 585 to 1262 code for a protein of 225 amino acids. The record is from RefSeq and is a predicted model, not a curated record. The transcript is spliced from 5 exons.